Messenger RNA from Baudoinia panamericana UAMH 10762, 195 nucleotides. RefSeq lists its product as uncharacterized. NCBI's taxonomy places the organism in Eukaryota, Fungi, Ascomycota, Dothideomycetes, Mycosphaerellales, Teratosphaeriaceae. The transcript has a single exon. The record is from RefSeq and is a predicted model, not a curated record. The coding region runs from base 1 to 195 and encodes 64 amino acids.
AUGUUGAUAGGCGGGCACAAUCUUCAUGCUGCUGGUGGCAGUCUACCUACCAGACCAAGUGAUGGCGGUGAUGGAAACAUCAACUCGCCUCAAAGGUCACACUGCUGUCAAUCCUCGCAUUGUGAGCGUGAGAUGCUGUCGCACUGCCAGUCCAUGCCAGAAAGUACAGUACUAUAUACGAGCGUCUCGGCCUAG